Messenger RNA from Cornus florida, 2088 nucleotides. Its product is annotated as NADPH-dependent diflavin oxidoreductase 1. The coding region runs from base 19 to 1917 and encodes 632 amino acids. NCBI's taxonomy places the organism in Eukaryota, Viridiplantae, Streptophyta, Magnoliopsida, Cornales, Cornaceae. Gene Ontology annotation, cellular component: cytosol. Gene Ontology annotation, molecular function: NADPH-hemoprotein reductase activity; FMN binding; flavin adenine dinucleotide binding. The record is from RefSeq and is a predicted model, not a curated record. The transcript is spliced from 12 exons.
UGGUUCUUGAAGUUUCAGAUGAGAGAGAGAACAGAAACGAUGGAAGCCAUGGAAGACAAGCCGAAGGUACUGAUUCUCUACGCGUCUCAAACCGGAAAUGCGUUGGACGCAUCCGAACGCAUAGGUCGCGAAGCCGAGCGCAGAGGCUGCCCCGUCGUUCUCCUUUCCAUGGACGACUUUGAUGCCAAUUCAUUACCAUAUGUGGAGACUGUGGUUUUUGUUGUUUCCACCACUGGCCAAGGAGACACGCCUGAUUCCAUGAAGGUGUUUUGGAGGUUUCUUUUGCAACGAAAUAUUAGUCAACAAUGGCUGGAGGGAGUUCACUAUGCUGUGUUUGGAUUGGGUCAUUCUGGUUACCAGAAAUAUAAUUUUGUUGCUAAGAAGCUUGACAAGAGACUUUCAGAUCUUGGGGCAAUGGCAAUAAUUGAAAGAGGUCUUGGGGAUGAUCAGCACCCUUCAGGUUAUGAAGGUGCUCUAGAUCCUUGGAUGUCCUCCUUGUGGAAAAUGUUGCAUCAGAAGAAUCCCUUAUUCUUCCCGAAAGGUACAGACGUUUUGAUUCCAGAUGUGAAAUUAAUGGAUCAACCCAAAAUUCAAAUCACAUAUCAUGACGUCGACAAGGUUCUGUCACAAUUUUCAGCUAACACAGAUCUGAAGUCUAUUCAGAUGCAGAUUGAGAGAGCUCGCUCAAUGUACCCUGGAAAAAUUUCUCGUGACAAGAAUAGGCCUGAUUGCUUUUUAAAAAUGGUCAAGAAUUAUCCAUUAACUAGAGCAGGCUGUGGGAAAGAUGUGCGCCACUUUGAAUUUGAAGCUCUUUCAUCAGUUAUUGAAUAUGAAGUUGGCGAUAGUCUUGAGGUUCUUCCUGGUCAAAGUCCUGCUGCAGUUGAUGCUUUCAUGCAGCGUUGUAAUUUGAACCCUGAUUCAUACAUCACAGUUCAUCCUAGGGGUACAGAGAGUCACCUUGUCAAUUCUAAAGUCCCCAUUAAAUUAAAAACUUUCGUGGAACUGACAAUGGAUGUUGCAUCAGCUUCCCCGAGACGCUAUUUCUUUGAGGUCAUGAGUUUUUUUGCCAGUGCUGAACAUGAAAAGGAAAGGCUUCAAUAUUUUACCUCUCCUGAAGGAAGAGAUGAUUUAUACCAAUACAACCAGAAGGAACGAAGAACUGUUUUGGAGGUACUGGAGGAUUUCCCUUCCGUGCAAAUGCCAUUUGAAUGGCUGGUGCAGCUGGUCCCUCCAUUAAAAACAAGGGCAUUCUCCAUUUCUUCUUCUCAUUCUGCUCACCCCAAUCAAGUACACUUAACUGUAGACGUCGUGUCGUGGACAACACCUUUUAAGAGGAAGCGAACUGGUCUUUGCUCAGCAUGGCUAGCUGGACUCGAUCCUAAGCAAGGAGUUAAUAUACCAGCAUGGUUUUGCAAAGGCUCCCUUCAUGUCCCACCACCGUCUCUCCCCCUCAUUCUUAUUGGACCCGGAACCGGUUGUGCACCUUUUCGCGGAUUUGUGGAGGAAAGAGCCCUUCAAAGUAAAACUUGUUCAACUGCUCCAGUUCUUUUCUUCUUUGGUUGCCGAAAUGAGGAAAACAACUUCUUAUACAGAGAUUUUUGGUUGUCCCAUGCACACAAUGGAGGGGUACUCUCAGAACAUAAAGGUGGAGGCUUUUAUGUUGCUUUCUCCAGGGACCAGCGGCAGAAGGUCUAUGUACAACAUAAGAUGAGAGAACAUAGCAAGAAGGUUUGGGGUAUGCUGAGUGAUGGGGCUGCUGUAUAUGUUGCAGGUUCUUCAACUAAAAUGCCCUCAGACGUAUUGUCAGCCUUUGAGGAAAUUAUAUCUAAAGAAAGUGGGGUUCCGAGGGAAGCUGCUGUGAGGUGGCUAAGGGUGCUGGAAAGGGCCGGGAAGUAUCAUGUUGAAGCUUGGUCUUGAGCUCUGCUCGGUUCUUCGUUUCUAGUGGCAAUUCUGGUAGAGGAAAUCACACAAGCAGCCAUGUUGUGAAGGUACUAAAAAAAAUGUAAACUGAUCAAUCAAACAAUUUUCAUAUUGUGUGUAAUCUUUGUUCAAUAUAUAGCAAUAGAACCUAGGAACGAGGUUCUGUAA